Nomascus leucogenys (northern white-cheeked gibbon) is the source of this 2405-nucleotide messenger RNA. The record is from RefSeq and is a predicted model, not a curated record. NCBI's taxonomy places the organism in Eukaryota, Metazoa, Chordata, Mammalia, Primates, Hylobatidae.
GAGGCACAAGGGUGGAAUGUGGGCUGGGCCAAGUUUAGAAUUACAAGUGCCACAGAGGCGUUCUGGAACCACACUUUAAAUAGCCAGCACCUUCCCCUUCCCCCUUAGAUAAUUCUUCUCCCGACUGGACCUCUGGCAGCAACUUCACUAAGGUUCGAAAUGUUUUCUUCUCUUUUUUUUCUAUUUCUGCAUCUCAGACUGCAGGUUGGUGGGAUCCAUGGGACUUACAACCAAAGGAUGUUUUUCUUACCCUCGCAUAGAAAAUAUGCUUCUGACAUGUGGGAUGGAUAGCAGGGUCUCAGGCACAACCAGUAAUGGAGAGACAAAACCAGUGUAUCCAGUCAUGGAAAAGAAGGAGGAAGAUGGCACCCUGGAGCGGGGGCACUGGAACAACAAGAUGGAGUUUGUGCUGUCAGUGGCUGGGGAGAUCAUUGGCUUAGGCAACGUCUGGAGGUUUCCCUAUCUCUGCUACAAAAAUGGGGGAGGUGCCUUCUUCAUCCCCUACCUCGUCUUCCUCUUUACCUGUGGCAUUCCUGUCUUCCUUCUGGAGACAGCACUAGGCCAGUACACUAGCCAGGGAGGCGUCACAGCCUGGAGGAAGAUCUGCCCCAUCUUUGAGGGCAUCGGCUAUGCCUCCCAGAUGAUCGUCAUCCUCCUCAAUGUCUACUACAUCAUCGUGUUGGCCUGGGCCCUUUUCUACCUCUUCAGCAGCUUCACCAUCGACCUGCCCUGGGGCGGCUGCCACCACGCGUGGAACACAGAGCACUGUAUGGAGUUCCAGAAGGCCAACGGCUCCCUGAAUGGUACCUCUGAGAAUGCCACCUCUCCUGUCAUCGAAUUCUGGGAGCGGCGGGUCUUGAAGAUCUCUGAUGGGAUCCAGCACCUGGGGGCCCUGCGCUGGGAGCUGGCUCUGUGCCUCCUGCUGGCCUGGGUCAUCUGCUACUUCUGCAUCUGGAAGGGGGUGAAGUCCACAGGCAAGGUGGUGUACUUCACGGCCACAUUUCCUUACCUCAUGCUGGUGGUCCUGUUAAUUCGAGGGGUGACGUUGCCUGGGGCAGCCCAAGGAAUUCAGUUUUACCUGUACCCAAACCUCACACGCCUGUGGGAUCCCCAGGUGUGGAUGGAUGCAGGCACCCAGAUAUUCUUCUCCUUCGCCAUCUGUCUUGGGUGCCUGACAGCCCUGGGCAGCUACAACAAGUACCACAACAACUGCUACAGGGACUGCAUCGCCCUCUGCUUCCUCAACAGCGGCACCAGCUUUGUGGCCGGCUUUGCCAUCUUCUCCAUCCUGGGCUUCAUGUCUCAGGAGCAGGGGGUGCCCAUCUCUGAGGUGGCCGAGUCAGGCCCUGGCCUGGCUUUCAUCGCUUACCCGCGGGCCGUGGUGAUGCUACCCUUCUCUCCUCUCUGGGCCUGCUGCUUCUUCUUCAUGGUGGUUCUCCUGGGACUGGAUAGCCAGUUUGUGUGUGUAGAAAGCCUGGUGACAGCGCUGGUUGACAUGUACCCUCACGUGUUCCGCAAGAAGAACCGGAGGGAAGUCCUCAUCCUCGGAGUAUCUGUCGUCUCCUUCCUUGUGGGGCUGAUCAUGCUCACAGAGGGCGGAAUGUACGUGUUCCAGCUCUUUGACUACUAUGCAGCCAGUGGCAUGUGCCUCCUGUUCGUGGCCAUCUUUGAGUCCCUCUGUGUGGCUUGGGUUUACGGAGCCAGGCGCUUCUACGACAACAUCGAAGACAUGAUUGGGUACAGGCCAUGGCCUCUUAUCAAAUACUGUUGGCUCUUCCUCACACCAGCUGUGUGCACAGCCACCUUCCUCUUCUCCCUGAUCAAGUACACUCCACUGACCUACAACAAGAAGUACACGUACCCAUGGUGGGGCGAUGCCCUGGGCUGGCUCCUGGCUCUGUCCUCCAUGGUCUGCAUUCCUGCCUGGAGCCUCUACAGACUCGGCACCCUCAAGGGCCCCUUCAGAGAGAGAAUCCGUCAGCUCAUGUGCCCAGCCGAGGACCUGCCCCAGAGGAACCCAGCAGGACCCUCGGCUCCCGCCACCCCCAGGACCUCACUGCUCAGACUCACAGAGCUGGAGUCUCACUGCUAGGGGGCAGGCCUUGGAUGGUGCCUGUGAGCCUGGCCGUGGGGAUGGCUGCAGAAGCAGCCCCAUGUGCUUCCCUGCCCCCGACCUGGAGUGGAUAAGACAAGAGGGGUAUUUUGGAGUCCACCUGCUGAGCUGGAGGCCUCCCACUCCAACUUUUCAGCUCAGGGGUUGCUGAACAGAUGUGAAAGGCCAGUGCCAAGAGUGUCCCUCUGAGACCCUUGGGAAGCUGGGUGGGGGCUGGUGGGUGGGGCGAGACUGUUGCUGGCUUCAGGCCCUCUCAUCCUUCAUUCCAUUAAAUCCACAUUCUUCCCGCUGA